GAUCAAUCAACGAAGGCGCAAAAAUUCAAAAGAAAUUCAAAAUGUAAAAACACUAUUUGAUUAACGAUUAAGCACCGGCCACCCAUCUCCAACCACUAUACAAGCAAAUGAAAGUUUAAUUAGGUCAACGCGUUGGUACAUUGGAAGUCACUACUUCCACGAUUCAUAAUGGCGACACCAAACACCAAUAGAUCUUCCACCGACACCCACGACAGUAACUUUUAUAGUAUAAGCGAAGCAAACGACAAUGAAGAAGACAUGGAGUUAGUUGCAGAGCCCUCCAGCUCUUAUGAUCUUGUUUCUAACAGGCUUGACCAGCCCAACUGUAUGUCUGGAGAUAAAGAUGACUGUGUGAAGUGCAAGACUUCCAAUGUACCCGUUUGCCAUAUAAAACUGAAACAAUUAGAGAAUCUCAAGAACAGCACUAAAAGGCUUUUAUGCUUAUUGGAAGAUGUGCAGGCAAAAACUCAUUCCACAGCGCUGGUCGCCGAUGACCCGCCGAAAAUGGCCGACUUUUUGAGACCUAUGGCGAUUUGGGAUCCUGAAAAUGUGGAUAUGAUGGACCGGUCAGUGACUGAUAUCAUCGGUGCCGCAGCCAUGAAAAGAUUAGAAAAACAGACUAAAGAAUUGGACUCAAUUGUUAUCAGAGAUAAAGACGACGACUGUUCAGUUUACAAAAGACUGAUCAGAAAGUGUCACUGCCUGAACCAACAAGAAUACAACGACUUUAUUAUCCAUUUUAACGAAGAGACGAAAUUCUGCACCAGUACAAUUGGAGAAAUCAUAAAAAACAUCUACAUUCUCAAAAGGUUUUUAUACAUGGGCGGCAAAUAUACUAAAAAUGCUUUGCUAUUUUUGAACCAGGGCCUAGAAGAGGGCACUUAUGUGGAAAAGGCGGAUAUCAUACAAGCAUGCGCCUUCGCUGAUGUCUGCUGUAUAUUCGAUACACACACGAUUGUGACUGUGUGCAUUUCUUGGCCGUGUAAGAAUCGUAGCUUGAUAGAAGCAGAUACGCAGGAGAUGACAGCAAAACUCCUAUACAAUCUAUCCAGACUCGAAGAAGGCCGACGAUAUUUAAAUUUCAAUGCGAAAAUAACGUGCGAAAUUAAAAAACUUCUGAAGAAAAAACAAGAUAAAAUAAGCUGUGACACCGUCGAAAUGCUUAAUGCGGUUUUAAAUACAUUCCAGCUACAGGUUCAGCAUAAUGGAAUGACUCUAACUUACCACUGUCGGCCAAUGCAAGAAGGUAUCGGAAACAAGACAUUGAAUGCCCUAAUAGCCUACCGACAGCAUAUGACUUUAAACGAAUUGUUUAUGCACUUGGAUAUUCUUCAAAAUCUAUCUGGAAAUGGAGAAACGAAAAAGCAACUCACGCCACACUUGCCAUCAAUGUUGAGCUUGUUCAAAAAUAUGCUCCUAGAGUUUGAUAGCAGUGAUAUAAAUAUACUAAUUACAAAUAUUAUGACCAAUAUUGUGGGCGACAGUGUUGCGAAAAUUAAUGUAAAAGAAAGUCCAAACGCCAUGAUAUGCGAAACAAUCACAUCAUGUAUAGCAACCGAGCCAAUUCAGAAGAAAAACGUGACAAUUCAAGUGCCUCUGAAAAGGAACCACAAACACCAGAAAAAAGCUCAUCAUAAUCUUGUACCGGCCGUCGCAUACAUACAGAAAAAAAAUAUAGGAGCUAAUAAACCACAAAAAAAUAACGUAAUUCAAAAACCACAACAAGCACACCAAGAAAUAAAUAAAGCGAGAAAAUCAAAUACUACUAAAAGCGUUAUAAGACCAAAAACCACUCCAGCUUUAAACGCCGACAAAGCCAAGAAUUUGGCUUCUUUUACUAAACCAAACUCAACUGUUUUCCAGAGAGAAAAUACUACAACUUCUGUAUACACAGCUUUAAUCAACAGGUCAAGAAAAUUCAUGGGUCUGUCGUGGGGAGAUAACAGAAAUGUUAUAGUGGUACCCAUGGAACAAGAAAAGAUAGCAGUUAAAUAAAGUGUCUAUAAUUUCAUAAAUUUACAAAAGCGUAUUUAGUCAGGUCAUAAGUUCUGUCACAAAAGUUUUUAUUGAAAAAAAGCUAUGGGUACAGAUUCCUUAUUAUGUAUGCAUAUCGUUUAAAAACUUAUUAAUGAUAUAUAAUUUCCAAUAUAAUAUAACGUAAUUUGCUGCCGCAGUUUUGCAUAAUUCUUGGUAAUAUUCGGAAAGUCAUAAAAAAAAAAAAAAAAACACUUAAAAAAAUACCCUACUUAUUUAAGUUGGUUUUGAUAACUAUUUGUUUAUUUUUCUCUUUAACAUGUUUGAAGCUUGCAUAACGCAAAAGCUGGGUCUUUUAUCUCUAUUUUGAUAUACAUUUCGUGUGAACUGGACUGACAUUAUUACUACUGUACAUGUUUUACCAAAUCUACUUGUUUUAUGGGAGUCAAAUCUAGGAGUGUUACUGAAAAAUACCCUUAGUUUGGAGUGUAUUAUCUAAAGACUUGUCCGCUAACUAACUAAAUGCUGGUACAGACUUAUGGGACCAAAAAAGUAGUCUCAUACAAAUAAACAGUUAUAACUAUUUUAUUAAUGUGGGACUGAUUUUUACUCCUUUUUGUAGAGUAUCAUUUUUCACGAUCCAGCCACGUAUUCGCGAUUUCGCUAGACGAUGAUCCUAAAGUAAAUAAAGAAAUAAAAUCGCGACCUAAAACAUAUUAUAUUACGUUUUGAUAAGUACAAGCUUUCAAAUCAUGGCUAAUUAUAUUAUUAAAAGCAUUGUAUUACAUUUUAUGCGUCCAAACCUUUGUGACAGAACUUACGAACUGACUAUGUACUAGUACAUACUCUACCUCAAUUAACCAUAACCAGAGGAAAUCAGAUACAUAAUAUCAUAUCGUCUUAUUUUCAGUGUUAUUAUGACUAUAAAAUAAAUAGUCUAAAAUAAAAUAAAUAAUUUUUUUAUACAAUCAUAUGUAAA
Molecule: messenger RNA, 2953 nt
Organism: Cydia pomonella (codling moth)
Lineage: Eukaryota; Metazoa; Arthropoda; Insecta; Lepidoptera; Tortricidae
Exons: 10
Coding region: 169-1995 (608 amino acids)
Source: RefSeq, a predicted model, not a curated record